AUGGUUGGUGUAUUAGCUGAAUACUGUGAAUAUAAACUUGGUGUUUUAAUUGCACUAUCUACAGGUAGUUUCACCUUAAAAACAAUAGAAAAAGCUAGAAAGUCCAAAUAUAAUAUUAUCUUAACAGAUAUAGAACAUAUUUAUUCGGACUUAGUUCAAUUUGUUAAUUCUCUACCUGAGUGUCAACAAAUCAAAAGCUUUGACAAUAAUAUUAGAUUACGACGUAAGGCAGAACAAGAUUUACUAGAAUGCCACAAUGAAAAAGGUCUAUUGGAGUUUAAUCGAGAUCGCCUUAUGAAUGAACUCGAAAUAGCUGAGGAUGAUAUCAUCGAUCAGAACCAAAUAAUAAAUAAUUUAAAUCAAGAAAUUUUACUGCUUCAGAAUAAUAUACAUAUAAAUAACAAUCGAACAGCCGCUGGAAUUAAUAUAGCUGUUGGGCAUGCUGAUGGAAUUCGAAUACAUGGUCUUUUUGAAACAUGCUUAAAAGCUAAUUUAGGUGCAGUUCAAGGACAAACGGCAGCCCAAUUGGGGGCACAAGUAUUAAAUCGUGCAAAUGGGCUAAAUGGUAAUAUUAUAAUUCCAACUCAUAUAAUAUUUGAUGAAGAUUGGUUUUAUGUUGAUGGUCGACCAACAGAUCUACUUUUUGGUACAACUAUUCAAGGAAGUGAUUCAGUUGGUCAUUUCUAUUCAAAAUUACGUAAACUUGCUAGACUUGCAGGUAUUGAUGAACAACAAAUUCGAUUACAAUUUCUUCGUGUUCUUUCUCUCAAUAAUCAAUUGGAAGUUCGGCGUAUUGGAAUUAACAGAUCUAUAAGUGAUUUGCGUACACAACUUGAAGAAAUCGAAAGUUAUGGUGCUUAUUUACAUUCAACUUCCAAUUCUAUAUUAACAAAAAAUUCCCGUAAUAAAGAUAAUUUUUCAGAUAAUACAGAUAAAUCUUCUCAAAUUCACGAAAGAAAAUUAUUACGUCCUAAUCAAAUGGAACUUGGUAAAAUAUAUCAUCGUCCAGAAUUACGUCUUAAUGAUCAAGAAUAUAUGAGAAUGGAUGAUGCUUUAGAUCGUCUUAGUGCUUCUACUAAACCAAAUAAUAUAUCAUUUCUACAGGCUCUUAAGGAGGUUAUUAAAGAAGAAUUGAAUGAAGCUGAUUCUGAUGAGGAGCUUUCUAAUUGCAUGAGUAAGUUAUCUAUAAAUAAAGCUAUAUCACAAGGAAUAGUGGCAGGUGUUAAUGCAGUUAAGAAAUCAUCUCAUCAUAGAUGUUCCAAUUGUAAUAAAACUGGGCACAAUUCCUGCAAUUGUCCUAGUAAGAAGAGAAAAUCUAAAAGUAAAUCCAAGAAAAAAGCUAAGUAA
Molecule: messenger RNA, 1347 nt
Organism: Entrophospora sp. SA101
Lineage: Eukaryota; Fungi; Glomeromycota; Glomeromycetes; Entrophosporales; Entrophosporaceae
Source: the annotation of a GenBank genome assembly